UUCUAGAUUGGUGGCUCCCAAUCCCUGUGUCAGUGUGGGUUUACUCCAGGUGCUCCGGCUUCCUCCCACAGUCCAAAGACAUGCAGGUUAAUUGGUGACUCUAAAUUGUCCGUAGGUGUGAAUGUGAGUGUGAAUGGUUGUCUGUCUCUAUGUGUCAGCCCUGUGAUAGUCUGGUGACCUGUCCAGGGUGAACCCUGCCUCUUGUCUAAUGUCAGCUGGGAUAGGCUCCAGCCCCCCAACGACCCCCAACAGGAUAAGCAGUUAUGGAAAAUGAAUGAAUGAACAAGCCAAAAAGGUUUCAGAACAACUGUUGUAGAUGUUAAUAUCCAGUCCUUCCUCAACCAGGUGAAGGUCAUGGAUCAUAUAUAUUUCGCGAAUACUUCAACAAAAUAAAGACUUUGAUUAAUUUUGUUCCGCACUUCUUCUUGUAUUUAUAUCUGACGCCAGAUUUUGUCUUUCCAUCUCAGAACAUGACCAGUUCAUUGGAGAGGGUCGUGGCCCAGAAGAAGGAGGCCAUCGAGGCGGUGAUGGACAUGUUUGAAAAGGGGGCCGAGGUGUUGGCGAGCGCGGUAGGCGAGCUCUUCCCCAUCUGUGAGGCAGCCGCUCCAGUUCUCCGUCUGGCCUUAGACAAUGUCCACAGCAAAGAGGUCUUCUACGUCAAAGAGCAGUUCCUGACGGUGAGGAACAAACUGGAUGUCCUCUCCUCCCAACUGGAAGACAUCGACUGUGAGAUCAAGAAGGGGCGACUGGAUUCCCAGUACUUCUCGGUAGAGGAGAACAUAAGGAACCAGUUUCGGAAAUAUGUGGACAUCUUGGAGGCGAAGCAGCAGUUCAAGGAGGUGAAGACCAGACUUUUUGUGGAACACUUUGCCAAAACUGGAGGAGAGAAGAACCUGUUUGUGCUGUAUGAUGCUCUGAUGGGAGCAAACAGCUUUGGAGAGUCGGUUUUAGAGGUGGUCGAAAGGUAUGUUGCAAGGAACCGUCGACUCCUUGAAGAUUUCUGUGUACGCAUGAAGGAGCUCUUCUGUUUGGGCUUGAUUGCUCUGCUGGGCCACUGUGCCUUAACCCAGGGCCAAGAGGAAGAAGACGACAAAAUCCAGGAGUGGAGCAGCAAAAUUGAAGAAGUCGAGUCCAGGAUGAAGACAACCAUCGAGUCCUGUAUCGCUGCCUUCCCAGAGCAGGCUAAAUUAGACGCCCAGCGCCUCCUGCAUGAAAAGGGAGAAGAGAACCUGCAAGUCACGACUCAGCAGCUUCUUGAGUUCUUGGUGAAAAAGUACGACUGGGUCAGCUGGUCUGUGCGGCUAAUCAACCAUUCAGGGAGCACCUACCGGAACUGGCGAGCAGGGGAGCACUUUCACCACGUGGCGGGACAGAACUGGUUCGAGGUGCUCCAGGUGAACAACAUCAACCUGGUGGUGUCGUACAGCAGCAAACCGCAGCCAGUGCCCCGUGACUGCAUCCAGCAGGUGAUGGAGAACCAGGGGAAGAAAGGAAACGCCCCGGCGGUGGUGGAGGUGUUGGAGAAGCAGCUGUGCGGGUUUGUGGUUCACGCCGUCAGUCGCCACAAGCAGUCCGCAGCUGCGUGGAGCUUUCCGGAAGACUGUCACUACUGGGAGAGACACAAGAAUGUUGCAGUGUGUGUGCACUCAGAGUAAAGCUGACACGUGUUUAAGAGUCUAGGAUUUGACAGCAGAGGGGUGUGUUUAAACUGAGAUACUGUAGAUUUGUGCAGCUUGUCCGUCUGCAAGAGUGAGCUGAGAUUAUCAGCAUGUAAGUUUAACUUAAAUUAAAAUAAUGAAUCUUAGAAACUGGGGAUGCACCGAUCUGACGCACAGGAUAGAUGUCAGUGACGAUACUGAACGACCAGAUGUAACCACAUUAAACCUGUUUCUUAGUCACGUUUUCAUAAAAGUCAUUUCACCUUUAUUGCACUGAAUCACUGACUGAAUCUGGAGCACCACAGAUCCCUUGUGCUCAGUGUUGUCCUAUUUAUCAGUAUUUUUCAGCAGUAUUUGUUCACUCUAGUUCACUCUUUUUGGGAUGAGCUUCUGUAACUAAAUACAUAAUAACUCACAACUUUUACUUACAGUUAAGAAGUACAGUACAGUCAGUGGUGGAAGAAUUAUUAUCAUUUACUUAAGUAAAGGUAGAACAUUGUAAGGGUUAGGUCCAUUACAAGUAAACGUCCUGCCUUCAAAAUCCUAAGUAAGUAAGUAAGUAAAAAAUACAGCAGUAAUAUCAGCAAACAAAAAAUGAAAAUAAAUUUACACAGUUAGUUUUAGUCUAGUGUUUCCAAACCCAGUGGUCGUGCCUCUCUGAGGAAGUCACAACAUAGAAAGAAAGCAGUAGAAAGCAUCGAUACAGGGAGUGCAAAGCCGCUGCGUUUGAAAACGCUGCUAUCUUGCCAGGUGAUCACUCUUGAAUGAAACCAUCUUUGAAAUCUCUUUGGUCGUUGCUAACAACUUGUAAACAUCUAGAACAUGUCGCAGAGCCCCUAUAACAUUGUUUAUCUGCAAUAGGUCACAAGCCUUAAAGGUUGGGCACCACUGGUUUGAUCUUAAACAACACAUUGUACUUGUAGAAAGAAAAAAAAACACAUUAAACAUAACAAAAAUU
Messenger RNA from Epinephelus moara (kelp grouper), 2616 nucleotides. RefSeq names its product protein rapunzel-like. The transcript is spliced from 2 exons. The record is from RefSeq and is a predicted model, not a curated record. Bases 471 to 1655 code for a protein of 394 amino acids. NCBI's taxonomy places the organism in Eukaryota, Metazoa, Chordata, Actinopteri, Perciformes, Serranidae.